AUGACCAUCCCAGCCCUACAUUACCCGCACAUCGUGGAGCGUGUGCUGUGCGACGCAGCGCUGGACGGCGCGCACCACGUCCGACUGCUCUCACGAGCGACGAAGGACCUGGUCGAUGCCGUGCUUUGCGCGCACAUCCUCGUCGCCUUGGACAGAGAAGACGCGACAGACGAUGACCAAGCAGCGGCCGACGACGGCCGGGGGUUCUUGCCCAACGACGACGUCCCGCCAUGGGUGACACGCGCACAGCUGGAUAAGCGCGAGCGGGCACGCGUGCAGGGGAUAUACCGGCGACAGCACCACGGCCGGCUCCUCCGCGUCCCGGGGCUCAAUUGGGCCUCGGCCCGUGCCGAGACGAUACGACUGAUCGCUGCCCACACUACCCUCGUGGACACGUACGCCAUCGACAAUCCGAUGUGGGACGGGCUCCCUCUCCCGCACCCCACCGACCGCGCCCUGGUCCGCGCGCUCGCUGCGGUGCCUUGCCGAGGGCCAGCACACACCUGGCUCGCGACGCCGAACGCGACGCUCUGGGGCAACCCGUACCAUGGAUACCACGAGCACCGGUACGCCGUGUGGGGACAGCGUCUGUGCCCCGACACGCGAGCCCUCGUGGCCCAUCUGAGCUUUGCGCACGAACGCCUCGCUGCCGACCUCAACGCCAGGCUGAUGGGGUGCGAGUUUGAGCCGCCCGACCCGCACCUGGUGCGUAUCCUCCUCGCCAAGUCUGGGCGGACCAGCCUCGAGCAAGUCACAGUGCACCUCGACUGGACCGGGAUCAAGGAUGACGGCGGGCAAGGGUUGCUGGACGGGCUGGCAGAUGUGAUUGCGCUUCACUCUGACCUGCGCUGGACCAUUGUAGGGGUGGGCGAUGAGGGAACCGAGGAGUUUGAGGUGACCAAGCGAGUUGAGAGUGGGGACUCGCCGGCGAAGCGACUGCGCGAGGCUGUCCGUCUCGGGGUCGUGGAACGGUGGCCUGAACGGGUAGACACCGCCGGCGAUGAGCUCGACGCCCGCCUCCGAGUGUUUACGACAGAGGAGUAUCGACGUAGCGUCGGCGAGCGGGCGUACGCCGCGGAGCACUCGGCGUGGCUCGGCGCUGGGCUCACCUGCCGUGACUUUGAGCCUGUCAAGUACGCCCAGUGCACGUGUGACGCGUGCAGGCCGCCUGAGAAGUACUGGUAG
Messenger RNA from Vanrija pseudolonga, 1185 nucleotides. RefSeq lists its product as uncharacterized. The transcript has a single exon. The record is from RefSeq and is a predicted model, not a curated record. NCBI's taxonomy places the organism in Eukaryota, Fungi, Basidiomycota, Tremellomycetes, Trichosporonales, Trichosporonaceae. Bases 1 to 1185 code for a protein of 394 amino acids.